Molecule: messenger RNA, 487 nt
Organism: Umbelopsis ramanniana AG
Lineage: Eukaryota; Fungi; Mucoromycota; Umbelopsidomycetes; Umbelopsidales; Umbelopsidaceae
Exons: 1
Coding region: 157-390 (77 amino acids)
Source: RefSeq, a predicted model, not a curated record
UCUUUUCUGUAGCCUACAAUUUGAUCCUGCACCCAGACGCGGAGAGCCGCAAGUUACAAGGAGAACACCAGACUAUUUUCUGUAAAAAAGUUUGUUUUAUUUUUUUCUGUUACUUUUUUCCCUUCAUUUUUUUUUUCUUUUUUUGUUUGAGAGAGGAUGGGUUGCUGCGUCUCCCGCCAUGUCAAAAAUGGGACUAUGCUAUUUUCUUUUUCUUUCUCCAAUGUUUUCAUACUCUUUAUCGUCGAACGCCGUCCCUUUCUGCAUCAAGGAUAUAUUCUCUACAACGCGCGCUGUCUCCGUUCUCUUCUAGUCUUUGUAUUUUCCUCCACCUGUGAACCCAGACUUCUUUCUACAAAUACCUCCUCUGCUGUCCUUGGGAUACUCUCUUAAAUGAAAUCACAAAAAAAACUUCACAUACUAAUCGCUGUGUCUACUUGCCAUUGUUCAUGAAUGAGAUAUUACUGUGAAACGGGAUAGGUACCAAUUC